AUGUCUUCAGUAUCGUCUCUCUCUCCCCCCGAGCCAAAGGGUCAGACUACAGGUGAGUCUGGUAACUCGGGCCGCUCGAGUUCGCAAUUUAUAGCAACCCCCUUGGGUUCUGAUGAUGGACAUUCGGCGAACCCCCCACUAUCCCGGUCCGCGGAGGAUGCCCCCAAGGUGUCUUUUGAGGAUCUGGCCAUCCGUUAUCGCCAGAAUCAGCAUAAACAAGCCCGCCGGAAGAGGCUGGAGCACCGUCUCCAUGCCACCAAGGUCUCUAUGGGCAUUUCCGCGCGCCUGGUCCGCGUAGGAAGUGCGGUGCAACGCGGCCUGGUUGACCGGCUGAAACACGACGACAAGGUAAAUUUCAUUGCUCUUUACCAUACCAUGAUUGAUCUCCAAGAAUCCUGUGAUUCCGCAUUUCGCCGCCACUUUCACCGGCAGGACCUGUUGGAAGAUUGGCCAUCCGCCCCCGAGGCUGCCGGAGACCGCGCUCCGGACUUUUACCUGCAGCUGAGUCCCCAGUCUAGGGCUGAUCUAAUUGAGAUAUUGCAACUGGUCCGCACCGAUGCCCAGUUCAUCUUUGAGCGUCUGUGCAGCUUGACACCCGGUCAGCUGGGCGCUCUGGUCUCCUCCGCUGCCCCAUCCUGGGAAUCUAGUGAUCUCUCAUUCUCUUCAGCCUCUCGGUCCCGGAAUAUGUCUAUCCCUAAGCGCAGUCCCACUCCCUUCGUUACGUUCAGGGACCAUGUGUUGGCUUUUGAGAGAACGGAUGCUCUGUCUACUUUGCUCUUUAACGUUUUUGCGGCGCCACUGGAUUCGGAUGCCCCCGAAGCCCGAUUGCGGUUGGAUGUAUGGUCCUCUGUCUGCGCCAAGCUGAUCACCGACGGUGGCAGUAGGUUUUAUCCUCUCAUCGGCCACAUCUUGGCCGCCUGGGCCAUGGGCAGUGACUGGAAGGCGAAGCCCAAAUUUGAGCUGUAUCUGAUGGACAUCCUCCAAACGGGUGCCUUCCUGCUGGAACAUGUAGACACCCCAUCCGGCCUAGGGUUUGACGUGGAGCCUCCGGACCCAUUGAGAACGGAUGUGGCCGAGGAGUUCUUUGCAUCCGCCGUUGAUGCCCUAUUCCACUUGCUAGAUGAUCCGGAUGGAGGGCUUCCCCGUACGGUAAUGGAACUCAGCAGUGCUAUCUUGCAAAAGUUGGAUCACCAGGAGAGUCGUGACCGUUACCUGGAGUUUCUGUUCGCCCAGUGGUUUUUCUCCAAAUAUCUAUAUGGCGCACUAACCUACCCUGAGGCACAUGGACUUUUACUUGAUUUUCAUAUCAGGAAGGAUGCGCGAGAAAAACUCCUGGGACAAGUCGGAGUGCAGGCCUAUUCACAAGUGUUUGCCGUCCUGCGGUCGAUGAACCACUUUUCUAUGGCCCGACCUACAGUGAGACAGCAUGUCGAGCACAUGCUAAACCGAUUCACCAUCACGCCUUCUGACCAAAGCACAUCUCGCCAGAAUCCCCCAUUCCUUGGAUCUAUCAAUGGACAAGAGUCACCAGCCGUCUUUCUGAUGCUGUCUUCGUCUGACAUUCUAUCCCUGCUGAAUGCACUCUUCCCUACGCCUGUGUGCAAUUCUCCAGCCCCAUCUCUUGGUAUUCCUGGAUCGUUGGCCUUCCCAUCCUCCCUUCGGGAGAAGCAGAUGUCAUCUCCAAGCGAGCCUCCGGUCGAGCCCGGCUUUUACCGACCCAUUGUUGAUAGCCACCUUGGACAGUAUUCAAAGGGUAGGCCCCUCUUCCAAACAGAAUUGGAUUUUCUGUCACACCCAGAGAACUGCAUCAGCCGCAAUGCUGACCGAAUCCGUUUUGAACUGUCCGAUGUCGGCGAACCCGAUGGCCGUGCUAACCUGGAGCCCCCUGCUGCUGAAGAAUGGACCGUGUUUUCAAUUGCACAGGGCGGAAGGCGGCUGGUCUGGGGUCUCUUCUCUGAUAGGCAAUCGAGCGGCUCGGACACGCCAUCUACUGACGAGGUCCAGUCAACUACCCUGGGAAUGGAGGACAACUUCGAAGCGUUGCAAACUGCCAUUGUGAAAUUGAUCCAAGAGAACCCUUCCAGUGAUCAUGUCGAGGUUGGCAUGCAGACUCCGCAUGUAACCGGUCUAUCCCUGAAGCAGAGAUUCGACCGUGCUAUGGCAUGUUGCCACCAUGAUUCCGAUUUUAUUGGUGCUCAUUAUUGGUGGAAUGCUGCGCGGCAGCUCCUCCGUAGCGUCACAAACACCCCAAUCCGACUUGCCGACGACGCAUGGAUUUUAGGACCGAUGUAUACCUCCAGUCUUCGCUCUCUCCAGGCCUCGCGCUCUGUCAUUGAUCGAUGCGAAAAUGACUUCGUCGCCCUUGAUCGCCAUAUGCUGCGGCUACAGCGAACGGUGAAGGAUAUGAUGACUACUGUGACGAAGCUCCGGGACAAGAUGUGGUACAUGACUGACGUGAAGAAUUCCAUGCGGUAUGAGGAUGCCAAGCACGUCGCACUAGCGCUGAAGACCAUGGUCUAUUCUGCCCGUCUCUACAAACAGGCGCCAAAUGUGGCUCAAUCACGAGGGAGUACUAGAUCCUCCCUGGGAGGGUCCCUCCUGCAAAAGCCAGAGCUACAGGUCAUGAACAUUAUGAAGGCCCCAAGCAGCCAAGGCGGACCCAACAAGCUAUCUGAUGAACAGGUCGAUCUGAUUCGAAAGUGGCUGUCUCACAAUAACAUUGACAAUUUCUGUAAAGGCGAGGAACGCAUUCACCGGUUUUGCUACGAAGUCAAGUCAAGUAUCAACCGACUCGUUGGAGAGACAAUGGCAGAGACUCCGGUCCUUUGGGCCAGUGAGUUGUUCCACAAGGAGAGAGCCAAAUACGAAGGCUCCAGCAACCGCGGUUUCCUUGGAUUGUCUUCCACGCUGCGGCCGUUCAGCGCUGCCAACGAAGACUCGGGGUAUUCGCAGGUACAUGGUAACCAUCUGCGCCCCUCGGACUCCCUUUCUAGAUACUCGCAAGAUCUUCCUUCAGUACACCGUAAGGCUUCAUUCCAAAGUUUGAUGUCGGACAAGUGGAGAGUACCUCGAGACCCUUCCAUAGCGGAUGUUUCCUCAAUAGGGGACUCGCCAGGAAGGGCCGCCUCGGUCUCCACCGGCGACUCUUGCAGUACAUUUUGGUCGACGCCGCACCAGCCGGCGUAUUAUGCCCCAAGCAUCUCUAGUAUAUACUCUCGACCCCCCUCGAUUCUAGGUGACACUGCGGGUCAACAGCCUCGCCGGAAUGACCAUAAGACUAAUGGGAAAGCCACCUUCCUCGAUGAGCUGCGACAGACAUUGACAAGCCUACUCUUGAGCGAUUUGGGCUCACCAGUAUGGAGCUGCGGGAGCGAAACGGAUGCGUGGUUUGGCAAUGCUCUGGAUCAGCGAAGAAUUCAGGUGCAGAUGAGGAAACGGGCCCAGAUCCAGCGAUUCUACACCGACUAUGACGAGCGGCAGUUCCGCCAAACCAUCCGUCGUACGCCGUCAAGCAGCCGACGAAGCAAAUCAGUUGAGCCUCCAGACCAAGAACGGCACGAAACUGCUCCGCUCUCUGCGUCACCCUCCGAAGCCACCGCUCUAGAUGCUAACGAUCCGUCCCCGUUCUCGUAUCGGAUGGUCUUCGGUCAAUUAAUCGAAGUCUUUUCCCGCCAUGGAAAUCCCUUCGUCAAAUUGAAGGCACUGCGUGACUUACGGGCAUUAGUCAUUGCAUCACUGAACUCUGGUAGCGAUGAUAAGCCCCCUUUCCCGCAAGUCGAAGAGACCACCACAUGCCAUCAAGGAAGGGCCCCUGGUUCAGGAAAGAGAGCUGCGCGCCAUAGCUUCUCCGAGUCGAGUGCUAGUGGCCGGCUCGGGAGGGACAUCCUUCACACCCCUGCUUCACCUGCUGCCGAAUCAGUCAUCUUUGGCUCCCGACCUUCCGAUUAUUCGACCCCAACAGAGAAACAAAUCGUGGAGUCCCUACGGGAUUUGCUUCUUGAAGUGAAACCGAAGACCCUGUUCAGAGAUUUGCAAUUCAUUUCGGCAUUUGUGCCCGGGGAACUAUUAAACAAAACCGAUGCGGGGACGGCGUUUCUGCAGUUUGGACUGGCGGCGUUGAGCUUGAAAGAUGAAAUCUGCAACAGCAUGGUUGAAAUCGCCGACAACAUUGUGUCGCAGGAGCUCAGUCGACGCCAUCCUCCUCCCGGAUAUGAUAUGAACCCUCGACCGGGCCAUGCGAUCGAGGACGCGGCGGGGAUGUGGAUCAUCACCGCCAAAGAAGGGAAUCCAGUUGCCCAGCGGGAGCUUGCGAUUCUGUAUCUGACCCAUCCGGAACUCCUGCCUCGCGUGACGCUUCCGCUGACCUUGCUGCGGGACACGUUCAAGGCAGAAAUGAUGUAUCGCCGUGACAAGAACUCUAAGUCGGACCCGCAAAGCUUGUGUCUGGCGCUGCACUGGAUGCAGCUGUCGGCCAAUGGAGGGGACGAACUUGCGCGAAACCGGCUUCGCGAACGAGAGGAAUUUGACUCCAUUGCCUGA
Messenger RNA from Aspergillus tanneri, 4539 nucleotides. RefSeq lists its product as uncharacterized. The transcript is spliced from 3 exons. Lineage: Eukaryota; Fungi; Ascomycota; Eurotiomycetes; Eurotiales; Aspergillaceae. The record is from RefSeq and is a predicted model, not a curated record. The coding region runs from base 1 to 4539 and encodes 1512 amino acids.